Ipomoea triloba (trilobed morning glory) is the source of this 2013-nucleotide messenger RNA. RefSeq names its product replication protein A 70 kDa DNA-binding subunit B-like. Gene Ontology annotation, biological process: DNA repair; DNA recombination; DNA replication. NCBI's taxonomy places the organism in Eukaryota, Viridiplantae, Streptophyta, Magnoliopsida, Solanales, Convolvulaceae. The record is from RefSeq and is a predicted model, not a curated record. Bases 209 to 1762 code for a protein of 517 amino acids. Gene Ontology annotation, molecular function: DNA binding. The transcript has 9 exons. Gene Ontology annotation, cellular component: nucleus.
UAAGGUCACAUGGUUGUUCUUCUUCAGUGCAAGACAAACAUGAAUGGUAUAAAUGUAUAUUUUAAUAAUCCCAUUGUUAACAUUUAUGCAUGUCUGCACAAUGUGGUUGAGGUACCUAUAUAUAUAUAUAUUACAUUCAUAGGAAUGUGUCUACAGAUCUUCAAGCUUCAAUUCACUUUCAUAGCAUAUUGUACUAUUGCAUACACUCAUGGCUCCGUCAUACAUUCUGGGUCGCAAUAUUGCUCCCAUGAACACCACAAGUGCUAUCAAACUGAGGUUGGUACGUACCUAUGAAAUUCCUGAAAGAAGAGGCGCAACAACCAUUAAGUGCAAAGAAUGUGUUUUUCAUGAUCAAGAGGGGACUGUUCUGCAUGCAACCAUUCCGAGAGAUUUGGUACAUAAAUAUUCUACUAUGCUCAAGGUAGGUGACGUGUAUUCAAUAACAAAUUUCUUGGUGAUUAGUAACUUCUACACGUACAAGACAAGCCCACACAAACACAUGUUGAAGUUCUACUACAAGACAGUUGUUACAGAGCUAAAUGACCAUGUUUUCCCAAGACAUAUGUUCCGACUGCAGCAUUUGUCAACUUUGAAACAAAAAAUGGAUAUCAAUGAAAAAGAAUUGAUUGAUGUAAUUGGAAUGGUGGUAGAGAUACAUUCCCCACAAGAGAAGGUCAUUGCUGGGAAGCCUACCAGGCUGAUUGAUUUUCUACUAGAGGAUACACAGGGUACUCAAAUGCAAUGCACAGUUUGGGAUGAUCAUGUUUCCAAACUAGAGCCAUUUUACCAAUCAACUCAACAUGAUCAUGUUAUAAUUUUACUACAGUUUUGUAGAGUCAAGGUUGUCCAGAACACUGGUGAUAUUAUGAUCUGCAGCAGCUACGAUGUUACAAAAAUUUAUAUAAACCAUGAUUUUCCAGAGUUUCAAGAAUUUAGAGAGAGUCUUAACGGAGAGCAGACCCCAAUGCGUAGCAUUGUUUCCAUGACAAGUAUGAGCUAUGGCAGUGCAUUUGAAGACUUCUCUUCUGGACAAAUGAAUGUUUUGACCAUUUCAGAUAUAUAUCAAAAUAGAGAAUAUGGUGAUUUUUGGGUUGUUGCUAAAAUCGUUGGCAUUGAGAGUUCGGGUGAUUGGUUUUAUGUUUCUUGCAAAGCACAUGGUUGUAAUAAAAAGUUGAUUCUACGUAAUGAUGGUCAAAAGUAUGACUGUGAUAAAUGUAAGAGGACUUGGGAAGAGGGUAUUCUCAGGUACAGGGUUAAGAUUAGAGUUGUUGACCUCAAUGGAAAUGCACCAUUCAUACUAUGGGACAGAGACUGUCAAGAUUUAUUAGGUAUUUCAGCAACAGAUCUAAGGAAGAGGACCUUGGAGGGACCCCUUACAGUCCCCAGUGAAAUAGAAUCCUUAGUGGGACUUGCAAUGGUUUUUAGGAUUGCUGCAAGAAAGGAACAAUUUGAUAACCUUCACAAUGCCUUUGCGGUUAUUAAGGUUAUGAAUGACCCUAAAUUAGUAUCAGUUUACUGUCGAGAGCUAUUGGAGGCACCGGACAAGGACCUAACAUCUGAACUGCAUCCACAGGAUGAAGAAAUUUCUAGAGAGGAUUUUGAGGAUGAGGAUGUUGCUGAGAGUCCAAGUUUACCAGCAAAUCCCAUGAAGAAAGUUGAUGAAGGUGAAUGUGGAGCUGUUAAGAGGUCUCUGCUUGAUGAGUUCUCCUCUACCCAAAGUUCUAAGAAGACAAUGAAGUCAAUUGUGAAGAUGGAAAAAUAGGGCUGAAUUUGUUUGGGCAAACUUUGUGGUUGGAAAACGUUAUGUGCAUGGUGACUGUAUGCACUAAUGCAUAUAUGUCAACAUUGUGUUUUGGAUUCUUAAAGACAAUUGUGUCUGGCGACACGUGUAUUGGCUUUUGUUGUGCUAUAUUUUGACAAUUAUGUUUGGUGGCACAACUAUUUUGAGACAAUUGCCAGACUAAUUUCUAUAUCUAUCUUAUUGUUUUUAAUUGCCACCACAAUUUCUAUAUC